This is a messenger RNA of Hansenula ciferrii, 1869 nucleotides long. It is a transcript of the gene MUD2, whose product is annotated as Mud2p. The record is from RefSeq and is a predicted model, not a curated record. NCBI's taxonomy places the organism in Eukaryota, Fungi, Ascomycota, Saccharomycetes, Phaffomycetales, Wickerhamomycetaceae. Gene Ontology annotation, molecular function: pre-mRNA 3'-splice site binding; poly-pyrimidine tract binding. Gene Ontology annotation, cellular component: U2-type prespliceosome; U2AF complex; nuclear speck. Bases 1 to 1869 code for a protein of 622 amino acids. The transcript has 2 exons.
AUGAGUACUAAUAACGUCCUGGAAGCUUUGAAACAGAAGCAACAAUCUCAAAAUACAUUACAACAAUCACAUCCAAAACCAUCUUCAUCUGGUACUUUAGGAUCUCCAAGACCUUCAACUUCAAAUGAUGCAUAUAGUAGAAGAUCUAAUGAAGAUAGAGGAAGAAGUGGUUCACCUUCAUUAAGUUCAAGUUCUAGUUAUUCAAGAAGAGAUCAAAGAGAUGAGAAACCUUCAGAUCAUAAACCAAGUUUUAGAGAAAGAGAUUCAAGAGGUAUAGCUCCAAGUGGACCAAGUGGACCAAGUGGACCAAGUAGUGCCAGUAGUAACAGUGGUGGAUAUAGAAGAGGUGAAUCAGGUGGGUAUAGUAGAAAUGAUCAACAUGAUAGAAGAAUUGAAUCAACUCGUGAUUAUGGUGGAAGAGAAAGAAGAGAUUAUAGAUCUACAGAUAAUAGAUCUUCAAGAUAUAGAGAUGAUAGAUAUGAUAACAGAGGGUCUAACUAUAGAUAUAGGGAAAGAGAUACAAGAGAUUGGAGAGAUCGUUCAGGUCGUUAUAAUGGCGGUGGUUAUGAUAGCUAUCAUGGAGAUAGUUAUAGAUCAAGAGAUGAACCAGAUUAUUACGAAGAAUCAAAUUAUGAUCAAGAAGAUUUAUCUAAAAUCAUACCCAUCGAUAAAUUAGAAAGAAAUAUAUCAUUAUGGGAUAUAAAACCAAAAGGUUUUGAAAAAAUUUCAUCAGAACGUGCAAAAAUUUCAGGAUUAUUCCCAUUACCUGGUGAACGUAAACGUAUUGAUAUAUCAAAAUUACAAGGUUUAGUUAAAGGAGGUGAUUUAAAUAGUCAAACAUCAAUUUUAUUUGAACAAGUAAGUAUUGAUUCAAAUUCAUCAAGAUUUUCUAAAAAAUUAGUUAUAACAGGUAUUGAAUUUUCAUUAUUCCCAGUUCAAAGAUUAAUUGAUUAUUUAACAAAUUUUAUUAAUAAUUUAGGUUUAUCAAAUGCUUUUAUUGUUGAUUAUGAAUUAAUUGAUUUAAAAUAUUUAGUUAUUGGAUUAUCAAAUAUUGAAAUUACCACAAUUUUAAAAUCAAAUUUUAAAAAUUUUCAAAAUGAAUUAAAUUUAAAAAUUCAAAUUGAUAGACCAAAAGGUUAUAUAACACCAAUCCCACAAAAAGAUGAUGAAACCAAUGGGGCUGUAAAAGAAUCAGAUUUUAAUGUUAAGGAUUCAGAAUUUAAAAUUGCAAUAACAAAUAUCCCACAAGAUAUUAAAAAAUUUGAAAUUUUUGAAGAUUUACAAGAAAUUGAUUCAAUUAAAGCUAUGGAUUUCCUUAUAGAUAAAGAUGGUGUUUCAAAAGGUUUAGUAUUUGUUGAAUUUAAUUCCCUAGCACCAGAAAAAUCAAUUGAAUUAAUUAAUAAGAUUGUUAUUAAUGAAAAUACAUUAUUUGCAUUUCAACCAUGUUUAGGAUUACCAAAACAAUUGGAAAGUUUUAGUUAUAGAACAAUAUCAAAAUUAGUUGAAUCUAAUACUACUAAUACCACUUUAACAAAGAGUAAAGUUUUAGUUAUAUUAAAUGCAAUAAAUCCAGAAGAUUUAAAAAAUCCAAUAAUUUAUGAAGAAUUAUUUAAAGAUUUUGAACAAAAAUUAAAUGAGUAUGAUGCAAGUAAUGAAAAUUCAAUUGAAAUUAAAAUACCUAAACCAGAUUCAACAUAUAAAAGAAAUUUGAAAAAUUUAGAUAAAUCAGUAGGUAAAAUUUUUAUAAAAUUUUCAAAUGAAUCAAAAGCACAAAAAAUUUUAAAUGAAAUUAAUGGUAUAAAAUAUAAUGAAAGAACUUUAUUAGUUGGAUUUUGGAAUGAAUUUGAUUUUAAUUUAAAUUUAUUUUAA